CAGGGCACAAUUCUCGCGUUCGCCUGCUCGUCGAUCGCGCUGGCGCUCGCGAAACCGGCGCCGGAGCCGCCGGUGAGCUCAUACUUUCCACCCUCCGGAGGUGGUGGUGGCGGCGGCUACGGGCCGCCCGCGCCCGCGUACGGACCACCCCAACAGAACCCGGUGAUCCACAAGCACGUGUACGUCCACGUGCCGCCGCCGGAAGCGCCGGAGUACAAACCGCCUAAGCACAUACCGCAGCCGCAGCCGCCGCAGAAGCACUACAAGAUAGUGUUCAUCAAGGCGCCGACGCCGCCUACGCCGACCGCGCCGCAGCUGCCGCCGUUGCCGCAGCCGGACGAGGAGAAGACGCUGAUCUACGUUCUGGUGAAGAAGCCCGAGGAGGCGCCCGACGUCGUGCUGCCGACGCAGGCGCCGACGCAGCCCAGCAAACCGGAGGUCUACUUCAUCCGCUACAAGACUCAGAAGGAGCAAGGCGGCGGCGAAUACGGCCCACCGGGGCAACAACCAGGACAGCCCAUCGACAGUUACGGGGCACCACAACCGGGCCCCAGCGGACCGUACUAGAUUCAUCGCAUGCACGAGCGCACAUCACCCUCACCACCCUCGAGACUCCCGGAGGCAAAUUAUUUAACUACGGUGACUACUCUCGGUCGCAAUUUCGCAAUACGCAAACGCGAACACGCGAGUCCCGAUGGAUCUUGAUCGUAGGAGGGAUGUAUAUAUCGCCUGUAUCUUGUAAGAUAGGCCGCAUGGUGUUUAAAGGUGCUUGAGCCAGACGCUUCGUGUUGCUAAAGCCUACUCGUGAUGUCGCUCGCACACUCAUUUACUCACACCUACACAUACAGACACACGCAUACAAAUCCAACAUACACGACGAGUACAUCCUUAAAUGACCGAGUACCAAUACUUGUCAUGGUUCUCUGUUGAAAGAAAUAUUAAAAAAAAAAACGAAUCUUUAUAUAUAUGACAUGUCAAUGUUUCAUAUGUAUCUUUUAAGAAAAUAAUCGUAAAUACAUUUUUUUAUAUCAA
Messenger RNA from Monomorium pharaonis (pharaoh ant), 1032 nucleotides. Its product is annotated as pollen-specific leucine-rich repeat extensin-like protein 4. The transcript is spliced from 2 exons. The annotation marks the transcript as partial. The record is from RefSeq and is a predicted model, not a curated record. NCBI's taxonomy places the organism in Eukaryota, Metazoa, Arthropoda, Insecta, Hymenoptera, Formicidae.